GAUCAUGAAUACACCACCAAGAAUGAAGCUUGAACCUGUUUACCUAGAUUAACUAACUGCUCAAAGCAAGGACUACAAAGUUAAAGUCACUGUCGCUGAAAAGGGAAGAGCUCAACCUUCUCCUAAGAAACCUGAAAAACAAGAUGCGCUGUGCUCUUUUUGGUGAUCAGAUUAAAGCAUAUGAAGAUGUUCUGAAGCCAUCUGGUCAGUACGAAAUAUCCAAGGCUCCUAUAACAGCUGUUGAUGAGCAGUACAAAUUUAAUGGACAAGAACUUCCAUACCAAAUGACUGUUGGACAGCAAACCAUCAUUCAACGGUUAAAUCCAGAAAGUGGACCGAUUGAACUAAAGUAUCAGCCACUGUCAAGUAUUCCACGAUCACCUGAUCCAAAUGGAAGAUUUGAUAUAGUUGCUGUUAUCCUAUUUGUUGAAGCAACACCGAGACUAAUCCCCAAUACACGUGGUAGGGAUAGUCCAGUUCGGGAGAUUUCUAUUACAGAUACAAGGUAUAUAUAG
Molecule: messenger RNA, 515 nt
Organism: Chenopodium quinoa (quinoa)
Lineage: Eukaryota; Viridiplantae; Streptophyta; Magnoliopsida; Caryophyllales; Amaranthaceae
Exons: 3
Coding region: 144-515 (123 amino acids)
Source: RefSeq, a predicted model, not a curated record